AUGGACUUUCCAACCAGACCACCACCCUCCCAGGAAUCCCUUCAACGCUACUACAUUGGCAAAGACAUUGGCUCGGUCCCCAAACCCGCCGUUGUCCUAGAUGUAGCUAUCAUCAAGCGCCAUUGCGCGUCCAUGUUGGAUGCAGUAAAGACUUUGAAUGUGGGGUUUCGUGCGCAUGUCAAGACACACAAAACACCCCAAGUCGCUCGUCUCCAAGUCGGGGAGGACAAAUCUAUACCCGCAAAUUUUGUCAUCUCGACCCUUCUGGAAGGGGAAACUCUGCUCCCAUUAGUCAAGGAACUACGAGCCACCGGACGAAAGGUCAAUGUCCUUUACGGCAUACCUCUUGUGCCUUCUCAGGUUCCCAGGUUGGCUGCACUAGCGCGCGAACUAGGCGAGGGGAGUAUUUCCGUCAUGAUUGAUCAUCCUGAUCAGGUCCCGUAUCUGACCGAGUUUCGGGAACUGGCGGGCUAUGCGGCGUCGGUGUUUCUCAAGGUGGAUUCGGGGUAUCAUCGGGCGGGACUCCCGCCUUCCAUGCUGAAUAAGGGGGGUUUGAUCGAGAAGGUGAUUGAAGGAGAGAGGGAGGGGAAGUUGGUUCUGUUGGGGGUUUACUCACAUAACAGUUUGAGUUACGGGGGAGAUACGCCAGAGGAGGUAAUGGGAUUCUUGGUGCAAGAGAUCACCGGGUGUCGGGAGGCAUUGAGGAAGAAUAAGGACUUGUUCACAUUGCCUGGUGGUAAGGGGAGGGAAUUGGUGGUCAGUGUUGGGGCUACGCCGCAGGUGGUUGUGGUGAAGAAGUUACUUGAGGAGGAGGGGCAACUGAAUGAGGAGGCGAGGCGGUUGAAGAGCUUAUUGCAUGAGAAGGAUGUGGAUAAUAAGUUGUCCGUCAAAGUUGAGCUCCAUGCGGGUGUCUACCCGGUUUUGGAUAUGCAGCAAUUGGGCACCAAUAUCCAUCCCACUGCGGAUGCGGACAAAGAGGUUGGCAUUUCAGUGGUGGCGGAGGUCUGCAGUGUGUAUAAUGAUGCUGAGCGAUCGAAACCCGAGGCUUUGGUGGCUGCUGGGUCGCUGGCUUUGGGGAGGGAGCCGUGCAAGUCGUAUCCGGGAUGGGGAGUGGUUGGGGAUUGGAGACGAGAGAAGGGGUCGUCGCGGUUGAUUGUCGAUCGGAUCAGCCAGGAACAUGCGAUUGUUGCCUGGGAAGGAGGAGAUGGCUCUGCAAUUCCGCUCAAGGUCGGACAGACCGUCAGGAUAUAUCCGAAUCAUGCGUGUGUGACGGGGGCUAUGUAUGGGUGGUAUCUGGUGGUGGAUUCGAGUCGGGAUGGGGAUGGAUCGACGAUUGUGGAUGUUUGGCCGAGACCGACGGGGUGGUGA
This is a messenger RNA of Aspergillus luchuensis, 1368 nucleotides long. RefSeq lists its product as uncharacterized. Gene Ontology annotation, biological process: D-serine catabolic process. Bases 1 to 1368 code for a protein of 455 amino acids. NCBI's taxonomy places the organism in Eukaryota, Fungi, Ascomycota, Eurotiomycetes, Eurotiales, Aspergillaceae. Gene Ontology annotation, molecular function: D-serine ammonia-lyase activity. The record is from RefSeq and is a predicted model, not a curated record. The transcript has 2 exons.